Molecule: messenger RNA, 4119 nt
Organism: Nerophis ophidion (straightnose pipefish)
Lineage: Eukaryota; Metazoa; Chordata; Actinopteri; Syngnathiformes; Syngnathidae
Product: protocadherin gamma-C5-like
Exons: 1
Coding region: 1315-3819 (834 amino acids)
Biological process (GO): homophilic cell-cell adhesion
Cellular component (GO): plasma membrane
Molecular function (GO): calcium ion binding
Source: RefSeq, a predicted model, not a curated record
AGGUAUAUACAGUACAGGCGUAAUGUGAUCAAACUUUCUUGUUCUUGUCAAAAGUCUAGCAGCCGCAUUUUGUACCAACUGUAAUAUUUUAAUGCUAGACAUAUGCUUUUGUCUUCUGUAGCAAUAACACGUAAGCAAAAUAUUAGGAAUCGCUUAUGCGGUGCAGUUUUGUAUGGAUUUGAACAAAAAGACACACAAAUGGACAAAACUAACCCAAUUUUGUUUUUCCUUGUAGUGACGUGACUAAUGGAAAUAGCAAAUGCAUAUAAUGUUAUGAGUAUGAAGAGCAGUACAUUUAUUCACUGUAUUUACCGUAUCAUCAAAACAAUCUAUUAAUGUGUCCUGAAUAUGCUGCUUUAAAAAGAGUGCGGAUCAGCAGUGUGUGUGAAGAGCGUGGAAAAAAGCAUUUCACUGUGGUGUAGUCUUUAUUUGUCAAAUAAACUUGAACCCGCCCCCCACCUCCCCCUUAAAUAUUUACAGUUUUCUAUAAUAUGUAGUAUUUAUCAAUUAAAUAUGGUAUGCUAUAACUUUGCUGGCGACAAUAUUUGGUACACCAAAGAAGGGUUGAGUAAAACAAGACGUUAUUUACAUUUUUAAUCAUAUGUAUGUAAAAAUUAUUAUUUAAAAGAUUGGUUGUAAUUGGCAGUGAAUUACAACUCAACUUUAAAAUGUUUCUCAAAUACUUUCCUCUCGUGUAUUGUAGCUUCAAAAGGGUAUUCAAAUAUUAAGAUGUGCAGGUCUACAUGAUUGUAAACAACAACCACAAUGAUACACAUAACUGAACCUGGACCACAUUGUCUUUGCACUGAUGUGAAUUAUUGGAAUAGAAAGUGUACCGAAUAUUGUGGGUAUAAGUCACAAUAAUUUUAUUAAUUGUAAUCAUCAUAGUAACCUAAAUUAAAUAUGUUCAUGGUUUCUAUUUGAAUCUGUAUACUUGCUCUGCAGUCACUGCAGAUAAGCAGUGUGUGUGUGUGUGUGUGUGUGUGUGUGUGUGUGUGUGUGUGUGUGUGUGUGUGUGUGUGUGUGUAACAGUGCUGCACAGAGUGCCUCUGAUUGGCUGAGGGUGAAAGCUGCUGAGCACCAAUAGCAGUCAGAGGCGUACAAAGAGAUCUUCUCCCUCCCCCCAUACUUAGCAACACAACCACAAUGCUCAGUGUAGAGAGGAGAGAAGGUACAUCAGUCAUGUACUGCCAGGAUUUCAUUUAUUUGCACUUAUAUUUUUGAUUAUGAACGGAUCUUGUUUUCACUCACCAUGUCGUAUGUUGGGAAUAUGGAUUUUGUCUUCUUGGCCUGUCUUCUUUUGGAUUGGAAUUAAUGCAUUUUAGAGGAUCGAGGAUGACAAAGACAAUAGGAUACAGAGACUGGAGAUGGCAGGCUCUUUUGUGGCAUCAGGUCUUUCUCUUGUGGACUACAGUGGAUGCACAGACUCGUUACAGCAUCCCAGAGGAGCUCAAACAAGGUUCUGUGGUGGGAAAUCUGGCCAAAGAUCUGUCUUUGGGACUGUCUGAGAUAUUUGAGCGCAAGCUGCGUGUCGCCUCUGAGGCUGGUAAGCAGUAUUUCAGCGUGGAUGCGGGGAAGGGCGAGCUGCUGGUCAAUGACAGAAUAGACAGAGAGGCUUUAUGCGGACAAAGUGCCAGCUGUGUGCUCCCUCUGCAGGUCGUCAUCGAGGACCCCUUGCAGCUUUUCCGUGUGGAGGUAGAAAUACAGGACAUGAAUGAUAACGCGCCCCAGUUUCCCUCGAGUGACGUCACGCUGGAGAUAGCAGAAUCUAUGUCAGUCGGGGUCCGUUUUCCAGUAGAAAGCGCCGUUGAUCCGGACGUGGGCGCUAAUUCGCUCAGGUCGUACACUCUUAGCAAAGACGAGUGUUUUAAUAUUAGACUUAAAGAGGUUGCAGGAGGCAGAAAGGUGCCCGAGCUUGUUUUAGUCAAACCUUUAGACAGAGAGAAAAAGUCUGUUCAUCAGCUUUUGCUCACAGCUCUAGAUGGAGGCAGCCCCGUGAAAUCGGGCACAUCCCAAAUUACUGUCAAAAUUCUUGACAAUAAUGACAAUGGUCCAGUCUUUGAGAAAGCAUUACAGAAAGUGUCAGUUGCUGAAAACCUAGAAAAAGGGGCAACUAUCGCACGGACAAAAGCAACAGACAUGGAUGUUGGCCCAAAUGGAGAAAUAGAAUAUUUUUUUGGUGCUCAUACACCUGAAAAUGUCCUUUCUAUAUUUUCUAUUGAUAAUACGACCGGCACUUUACUUUUAAAAGGAAUUUUAGAUUUUGAGUCCACUUCAAAUUACGAAAUAGACCUAACUGCUAAAGACAAAGGCAAUCCGAGAAUAGAGGGUCAUUGCACUGUGCAUGUCGACGUUUUAGAUGUGAAUGACAACGCUCCAGAGAUCAUUUUCACUUCUAAUUCAAAACCUGUGCGUGAGGACUCUCCUACUGGCACUGUGGUGGCAUUACUCAGUGCUAGAGAUGACGACACGGGGGAUAAUGGUAAAGUUACAUUACAUCUACCCCCACAAUAUCCUUGUGCCCUCAAACCAUCUUUUUCUAACAGUUAUGAAUUAGUAACCAGUGGUGCUUUAGACAGAGAGAGCGUGUCUGAGUACAAGAUUGAGAUAACAGCCACUGAUUCAGGAUCUCCUCCUCUCUCCAGUAAGAAAACGAUAUCUGUCAGCAUCACUGAUGUCAAUGACAACCCUCCUGUAUUCUCUCAGAGCUCUUAUAAUGUUUAUCUCAAAGAGAACGGAGUAGCAGGUUCUAUACUGUACUCGGUGUCUGCAUGUGACCUGGAUGCUGGCCAAAACGCCAAAGUGUCUUACUCCAUGGUGGACUCUAAAGUGCACGAGGUGUCCGUGUCGUCUUACGUUUACAUGAACUCAGAGAACGGCAGCAUCUACAGCAUGCACUCCUUUGACUACGAGAAAGUCAAAGUCUUCCACAUCCAGGUUCAGGCCAAGGACCAGGGCUCUCCGUCUCUCAGCAGCAACGCCACCGUCCAUGUUUUCAUCCUGGACCAGAACGACAACGCCCCCGCUGUUAUUUACCCUUCCCCCCACGCCGCCUCCCACCUGCGGGUGCCCCGCACGGCCAAGGCGGGCCAGCUGGUCACCAAGGUGACGGCCGUGGACGCGGACUCGGGCCACAACGCCUGGAUCUCGUACAAAGUGUCUGAGGCCACAGACGCCUCUUUGUUCACGGUCAGUGUGUACACAGGGGAGGUGAGGACUAAACGCGCUGUGUCCGAGCACGACGACUCCUCUCAGAGGCUGCUUGUAGAGGUCCAGGACGACGGGGAACCGGUCCAGUCGGCCACCGUCACGCUGUCCAUCCUGCUGGAGGACGGUGUGAGCCAGCCCGUGUUGGAGCUGAGACACAAGGUGUCCGAGCCCAGUAAGACAAGCGGCACAAUCACGCUCUAUUUGAUCGUGUCUCUGGCCUCGGUGUCCGUGCUGUCUCUGGUGACUUUGCUGGUCUUAGCGGUGAAAUGCUUGAGGAGCAGCGGAAGCGACGCUAGUUUCUGCAUGAGACGGACACACUGUGAUGAGGACAAGAAGCCCAACAGAAACCUGCACAUUCAGCUCAACAGUGAUGGACCUAUCAAGUACGUGGAGGUUCUGGGAGGAGACGUCAUGUCUCAGAGUCACUCCUUCAGGUCCUGCAUGUCUCCAAUGUCAGAGUACAGUGACUUCACUUUGGUGAAGCCCAGCAGCACCACUGACUUUAAGGAGGUCAUCAGCGUCCUGGACGCCUCUUUACCUGACAGCACCUGGACCUUUGAGAGCCAGCAGGUGAGCAGAAAAUACAACAAGUGUUUGGAUCAAAUUUGACUACGGUUUCUAAACCCAGAAAAAAGAUAACCAAACUCUUUCUCCAAGCAUUAAGAGACAAAUUCUUAGCUUACCUUUGGUUGGAGCUUUCAAAAUAUCAUUUAGUUACCUAUUAGUAUGCAUUUUUAUUAUAGUGCAGUCCAUGUUCAUUCAUAAAUGUAACACAUUGUGUAAAUACAAUCAACACACUUCAUGUUGUGGUUGAUUUCAGGUCCAUUCUCAGGUAGCACUUUCAGCACCAAGUUGGUGGACAGUGACUUUGACCAAUUUUCCAGUAGUCACCAUUAUACAAUGUUAAUA